AUGGAUAAGUCAUGGAUUAAAGAAGAUAGGGAUUCAUUACAAUAUGAAAUUGGUGUCGAUAAUUUCCUUAUUUUUGCUGAAGGAAAUACUAAGAACCCUAAGAAAAUACCAUGCCCUUGUGGACGCUGUGUCAAUUUCAAAAAAUUACCGGUCAAAACAAUUAGAGGUCACUUGUAUGCACAUGGAUUUAGCUUAGGGUAUGUUGAGUGGAUUUGGCAUGGGGAAGAGUCUUCUAAGGGUAGCAAGUCAUCUGUUGGCACGAGUCCUGCUUUGAAGCAGACUCAUACAUUGGAAACAAAUGAAAUAUAUGAAACAGCCUACAAUGAUGGGGAUUAUGAUAAUGAGUCAUUCGAGUUCAAGAGGUUUGUGGCAGAUGCUGAACAACCUCUGUUUGAGGGAAGUGAUUUUACUAAGUUAGAGUCGAUGUUAAAGUUGCAUAAUUGGAAAGCAAGAUUUGGUAUCAGCGAUAGCGCCUUCACUGACUUGCUUGGUUCUGUUGGUUCUAUCCUAGCUAAAGACCAUGUGUUGCCUAGUAAUUCCUAUGAAGCCAAAAAAACCUUGUCAAAUUUAGGACUUGAAUACAAAAUAUUCCACGUUUGUUCGAAUGAUUGUGUGUUGUACAGGGGUGCAUAUAGUGAGGCAAAUGAGUGUCCCAAUUGCAAUUUAUCUCGCUGGAAAAUUGCAAGAGAUGGUAAAGUAAGGGUCAAUAUACCAGCGAAGGUUAUGUGGUAUUUUCCUAUAAUUCCCAGGUUUAAACGCUUGUUUAAGUCAGAGUCAACUGCCAAACUAAUGACUUGGCAUGAGAGCAAUCGAAUCGAAGAUGGCCUCAUGCGCCAUCCAGCAGAUUCUCCAUCUUGGAGAAAUAUAGAUUUUCGGUGGCCUGAGUUUGGUGCAGAGGCCAGAAAUUUAUGUCUAGCACUUGCAGCAGAUGUUAAUGACUUCCCUGCAUACGGGAAUCUGUCCGGGUCUGUGAAUAAGGGUUAUAAAUGCUAUCCAAUAUGCGGUGAUGAUACUAGAGCUAAAUAUUUGAGUCACAGUAGGAAAAUGAGCUACCAAGGUCAUCGCCGUUAUUUAGGUAGACACCAUCCCUAUAGAAGGCAAAAGGCUGCAUUUGAUGGUGAACAAGAAUUUGGACAUGCACCUAUACCCCUGUUUGGAGAGGAAGUGCUAAAGUAG
Messenger RNA from Daucus carota subsp. sativus, 1176 nucleotides. RefSeq lists its product as uncharacterized. The transcript is spliced from 2 exons. The record is from RefSeq and is a predicted model, not a curated record. NCBI's taxonomy places the organism in Eukaryota, Viridiplantae, Streptophyta, Magnoliopsida, Apiales, Apiaceae. Bases 1 to 1176 code for a protein of 391 amino acids.